AUCAGCUUAAAAUAUCGUAGUGGAAACAAACAAAUUGCUCCAAGAGAAAACAAAGCCAAAAGAAGGAAAAGGAUAAACAGUGUUGACUCCACUUCGAGUCCUCUCUCUCCCACUGCCGCAGCGGCCUCAUCCCCCUGCAGAAUCCAUAACCCAAAAAGCCAUUUUUUCUGACCCAAUGCUCCCCUCUUCCACCCAAACACCCUUCAAAAGUCAUUAAAGGCCUUCCUUAUUCCCUUCCCUGAGAUGCUAAUCCGUCACUUUAUUCUCGUCUUCUUCUACUUCUUCUUCAAUCUUCUUGAUUUGUAAACUCGCGCUCGCAUACACCCGCUGCUACGUAAGUGGAAAUAGCCGGACUUUAUGGAUUCUUUGGCACUGGAUGAUAUAAUCAAGAGGUUGUUGGAUGUUAGGGGAAGACCAGGAAAGCAAGUUCAGCUCUCCGAGUCUGAUAUCAAGGAGCUGUGUAUGCGUUCCAAGGAGAUUCUACUGCAACAGCCCAAUCUUCUUGAACUCGAGGCCCCCAUCAAGAUCUGCGGCGAUAUUCAUGGCCAGUAUUCUGAUUUACUAAGGCUCUUCGAAUAUGGCGGCUUACCUCCGAAAUCUAACUACUUGUUCUUGGGUGAUUAUGUGGACCGUGGGAAGCAAAGUCUAGAAACGAUAUGCCUCUUGCUUGCUUACAAGAUAAAGUAUCCCGAAAACUUUUUCCUUCUGAGGGGAAACCAUGAGUGUGCUUCUGUUAACCGUAUAUACGGAUUUUAUGACGAGUGCAAAAGGAGGUUCAAUGUCCGGUUGUGGAAAAUAUUCACCGAUUGUUUUAACUGCCUGCCUGUGGCUGCACUGGUUGAUGAGAAGAUAUUGUGCAUGCAUGGUGGGCUUUCUCCGGAUCUGCAUGAUUUGGAUCAGAUAAGGAACCUACAAAGACCUACGGAUGUACCUGAAACUGGUUUGCUUUGUGAUCUGCUUUGGUCUGAUCCGAGUAAGGACGUGAAAGGGUGGGGUAUGAAUGAUAGGGGGGUCUCCUACACUUUUGGUCCCGAUAGGGUGACUGAGUUUCUUGAGAAACAAGAUCUUGAUCUCAUUUGCCGUGCUCAUCAGGUUGUUGAAGAUGGAUAUGAGUUUUUUGCUGACAGACAACUUGUAACGAUAUUUUCAGCUCCUAAUUAUUGUGGGGAGUUUGACAAUGCGGGUGCCAUGAUGAGCGUUGAUGAGACUUUGAUGUGCUCUUUUCAGAUAUUAAAACCUGCUGAAAAGAAGCCAAAGUUUGGAUUUGGUAGCACAACGACGACUAAGUCAGGUACCCCUACAAUGAAAGCAAAGUCAUUUCUUGGUAGAGGAUGAAGGAAACGUGGGCAGAAGGAUUCUGGGGAGGGCCUAACCCCAGAAUGGAUACAGAUAUCUCUUCCCAGAAGUGAUGUAAUGAUUUGUGUUGUGUUCUUGCGUCUGUAAAAAUAUUAGCCAUAAGCCGGACCGUACAAAUGGUUUCACUGACCCUUUUUAAAGCACUGAAAUCGUAAAACCUAUUCAUGAUUUAAUCUUACUAUGCAAAAAGUUUGUAGCUAUAACUCCUACUACAUAAGCCAUUGUGUUAGUUUUAUUAUUAUCCUCUAAUAGGUGGCGACAAUAAUCCAAUAUGGAGUAAUCUAAGACUGAUUUAUACUCCUUUUACAGUUCUG
Molecule: messenger RNA, 1670 nt
Organism: Cuscuta europaea
Lineage: Eukaryota; Viridiplantae; Streptophyta; Magnoliopsida; Solanales; Convolvulaceae
Source: the annotation of a GenBank genome assembly